CUCCAACCUCUCCGUCCCGCUCAGCUCGUAGAUGCCGCAUCAACCAGUCACUGCCGCCGUCCACCACGCCGCUCUUAAACUCUAUCUUGCAUUUUAAGCACACACCAGCCUCGUGCACAGAGUCAAUCACUCGCACAUCACCGACCACACGCACACGCAACACGCCCGCCCUUGACUCCGGCCCUGGGAAGCUAGCCGCAGAGUGCCAGUAACAAGUAGCAGUAGCAACAACAUCACGCAGGUAGGACACCAUCACGUUGUCUUCCCCCUCCCUUGCUGCCUCUGCCCAUCCCAACCGCUGCCCAUUCUGGACGCAAAUGUCCAACCACUGGCUCCGAGGCUCAUCUGGCUCUGCUGCAGGCUCCUCAGACUUCCCAGCGCCUACACCGGGUCGAUUAGCCGACCGUAACGACGCCCUCAACGACGACUGGCCGCCCACCGACCCCCGAGGCGACUCCUUCAACUUUUAUACGCAUCCCUCACGAACAUCGAUCUUCUCGUCUGCAGACUUGCUGCUCGACGCUCCAAGUACCGCUGCCGAGCUUUCCAGGAGCGCUGCCCCGACCAUGGACGACAGUGGCGGCGUGGAGACGACCAGCUCAUGGCGACCCUCGGGCAGCUUGCCCUCCUUUUCUAGGGCGUUUGAUAUGUUCAUGCCCGUCGAAGAUAUGGAUAAUGCCUCCCAGGAGCCCGAAGAUAAGUUCUUCGUUCCGACAUAUCUAGAAUCAUCGACAUAUAUGCAGCGCCUGAGAGAGGCCCACCGAGCGAAGCUAAUCGCCCGUAAGGAGGCUAAGCGAACCUCAGCAGUCUCGCCAAGCACAGGCGGAAUGCAUUUGCGUUCGGCGUCCCUACCAACCGGCUCGCACCGGGGCAUGUCACACGUGGUUAUCGAGCGCCCGACGCCCAAGGAUGACGACGAAGAUGUCUUGCUCCCGCUGCCGACGCAAUGGAGCCGAGACGACGUGGCUGCUGGCCUGGAUAUCCAAACUGACGGCCUGGGCUUAAAGUUUCCCGAUUCUAAAUCUCAUCACGAGCGCGAGCACGAGGCCUGCGCAGUUCGAACUGAUCACCAUAUCCCGCCGCAAUGUGGCAUCUAUUAUUUCGAGGUCCAGAUUCUCUCUGGCAAGCGCGACGAUACUUAUAUUGCUAUUGGUUUCUCGACAAAAACUGCUUCGAUAGAUCGACCCGUUGGCUGGGAGCCCGAAUCCUGGGGCUACCACUGCGAUGACGGCCGCUGCUUCACAGGCCAAAAGAUUGGCCGCCCGUUUGGCCCGACAUUUGGAACCGGCGAUGUUAUUGGCUGCGGUAUCAACUUCCGGGAUCGCACAGCAUUUUAUACCCGAAACGGCGUCAAGCUUGGUACCGCGUUUCAAGAGGUUCUACGAGGCAAGCUGUACCCGUCUGUCAGCUUGAAGAAGCCGGGCGAGCAAAUAUCUGUCAACUUUGGCCAAACACCGUUUGUUUUUAAUAUCGACGACGUUGUGAGGGAGCAAAAGAAGAAUAUUCAACAGCAAAUCAUGGAAGCAGACACUUCAUCACUGGAGCAUGGCAUGGGGGAAACCGAUCUUAUACAUAAUUUGGUUAUGCAGUUUCUUCAGCAUGACGGCUACGUUGAAACUGCGCGAGCAUUUGCAGAGGACUUGCGCAUUCAGAAUGAAGCGUUGCGUUCGACAUCCAACAACGCCAAGUCCACCAUCAGCCUACGAGACGACGAGGACGCUAACAAUAGACAACGCAUACGACGGGCGGUGUUGGACGGUGACAUUGACCAAGCAUUGGAGUACAUGGAGAAGUAUUAUCCACAGGUUUUGCAAGAAAAUCAAACGGUUGUAUUCAAGCUGAGGUGCCGCAAAUUCAUAGAGCUGGUUCGCAAGGCAGCCCACAUAAAUAUGGAAGCCGAGGGUCGCCGACGCAAUGGCAACAGCAACGGUGACGCCGCCAUGGAUAUCGACGCGAAUGGUACCAAUGGAUUCGAGCAGACAGAACUACAGGAGCUGGAAAUCAAUAUGCUUGUUUACGGCCAAGAGUUGCAGCGCGAAUACGCCGGGGAUUCGCGAAAGGAAAUUACAACAGCACUGGAGCAAAUAUGGGCGCUGGUCGCAUACCCCAACCCGCUUAAGGAGCCCGAGGUGGCGCAUUUGCUUGACCGUAAGGGACGUCAAGCUGUGGCCGAAGAGCUCAACGCUGCCAUUCUCUCAUCUCUAGGCAAAUCGUCACAAGCCGCCCUUGAAAAGAUUUAUGCACAGACGACGGUACUGUUAGAAGAGCUUCGCACGGAUGGCGGCGAGGGGGCAUUUUUAUCGAUCAAGGACGUGCUGGAAGGCGUUUCUCAGACCGAGAGCUCGGAGUAGUACUGCGAAUCUUGGUUCAUGGUUGACGUGCCGACCUAAAAGACCUCCCUUGUCGAUACCACGACAUCCAGAUCAGGAUUUCAAUGACGCAGCAGUGCCGUGCAGCGCAGGGCGGAGGAGUAGCAGUAGUAGCGUUUCGGAAUGUUUGUAUACUUUUUUGUGUGGAGGGUCGUACGUGAUGGGCUGAGUUCCCGCGUCGAGUAAUGAGCGGACAUUGUAUAAGCAUUACGUGGACAUGACAUAGGACAUGACAUAGGACAUGCUAGCGCAUGAAUUGAAUAUUUUCCAAUUAUAUUUUCUUUUAGUGGUAUCAUUCUAUUGUACAUUCUAUAGUGGUGUUGUUACAGGUUCUCGUCCAAUUCGCCCGCUGGUUAGCCUAGUACUCCUUUCCCCAGCAGCGCGCGUACAAGCGGUCCCUAUGGCGAACAAUAUUCUCAAACUGCAGAACAGCCUCGGCCAGCACCAGAUCCUUCCACUGCAUAGCAUCGUCCAGAAUCAAAUACGUAUACGAGAAGAGCUCUGCAUCCAGCAUCCCUGGCUCAUCGGCGCCAAAGAACCAGUUAUCCUGGCCCAGCAACUCCGACAACGUCUCCAGCGCAUCUACCAAAUUCUCACGCAAGACAGCAGCAUCAAUGCCCCCCGUGCGUCGUGUAAUCUUGAGAAUCUCGGCUGUUGCUGCCUCAUGCAGCCCCGCGCGCUGCGUCGCCCGUAGGAGCGCCGCACUAGGUAGAUAGAGGGCUGUGAGGACGGCGUCGUUGGCGGGCGCGAGGUAGAGUGUAUGCAGCCAAGCUGGGCGGAUCUUGUGCGCAAUGACGGACUGGUAGAGUGCGACUUUGGGGUGGUCGGGUGCGAUGUUGGCGAAGUCGGCAAUCUUGGUGCCUGUGAGGGGAGUUGUUGAGGAAGAAGACGUCGGGAUGAGAAAGGGGAGCGAGCCGGACGGCGAAGCGUGGUUGGAUGACGGGACGAGGGAGACAGGGACGCCAGCGAUGCGCAGGAGGGUUUGGUAUUUGAGGCAUGAGGGGUUGAAGCUCGGGGUGCCGGAGUCGGCGGCGGCGUCGUCGCGCGCAAAUAUGAAGAGGCGUGGGAGGGUGGUUGUCGUCGAGGUUGCGGCGCGCGAGGGGAGGGUGUUGGCGGGGAGGGUCUGGAGGGGGAAGGACUUGAAGAGGGCGCGGAUGUGGGAGGGUGCGGUGAAGAUGCCCCGUGAAGGACGGGGUGUUGUUGUCGUCGUCAUGGUGGUAGUUGGUGACGGUUGGCGUGGAGGGUGGUUGUUG
Molecule: messenger RNA, 3622 nt
Organism: [Torrubiella] hemipterigena
Lineage: Eukaryota; Fungi; Ascomycota; Sordariomycetes; Hypocreales; Clavicipitaceae
Source: the annotation of a GenBank genome assembly